This is a messenger RNA of Rhipicephalus sanguineus (brown dog tick), 2078 nucleotides long. Its product is annotated as 3-hydroxyanthranilate 3,4-dioxygenase. Bases 244 to 1308 code for a protein of 354 amino acids. The transcript has 4 exons. Lineage: Eukaryota; Metazoa; Arthropoda; Arachnida; Ixodida; Ixodidae. Gene Ontology annotation, biological process: quinolinate metabolic process; 'de novo' NAD+ biosynthetic process from L-tryptophan. Gene Ontology annotation, molecular function: 3-hydroxyanthranilate 3,4-dioxygenase activity; iron ion binding. The record is from RefSeq and is a predicted model, not a curated record. Gene Ontology annotation, cellular component: cytoplasm.
GUCGCCUGGAUCGACAAAACAUAUCGCCGUAAGCCCCACAAGCAGAGGAGCCCUGACUGCUUGUUCUAUCUCGCGUACCCGCUAAAGAUACCAGUGUCGCCCGAGAAGCAAGACAACAAUCAACUGAGAAAGUUCCGCAAACGCAAGCCGGGCUCCUCGAAGAGCCUGGUGGAAACAACUUAAUUGUCACCGCAACCGCGGCCACACCACCCGUAUCUUUUGUGCAAACCUCGACACGCCAUAAUGAUAGCGACGGCCACUAUAAACGGGUCGUUCGGACCACGGCGUCAGCACAGCUCGUCGCCGUUGAGGUCUUCGAGUCCCACCAAACGACGACGUGCAACCGCCUCAGCGCAUCACAUUCAGCCGGGCAAGAUCGGGUGCGUCGUCGACGGCAGGAAGCCACUCCGAAAGCGUAGGGCAUCCGUCAUCGCAACCGCCAUGGGCGCCGUCAAGUACAACUUGAAUCAGUGGGUUGAGGACAACAAGGCGUACUUCCUGCCGCCAAUCUGCAACAAGAUGAUGCACAGCGACGGUCAGCUCAAGGUGUUCUGCGUGGGUGGACCCAACGUGCGGCCCGACUACCACCUAGAAGAAGGCGAGGAGUUCAUGUACAUGCUCCGCGGAGACAUGCUCCUCAAGGUGGUCGAACACGGCAAGGUGAAGGACGUGGUGAUAAGCGAAGGCGAGGUGUUCCUGCUGCCCGGGAGGAUCCCGCACUCGCCGCAGCGCAGAGCCAACACGGUGGGGCUCGUCAUCGAGCGGGAACGAACACAGCAAGAGCUGGACUGCAUGAGGUUCUAUACCGAUGAAAGCUGCCAAGAAAUCUUGUACGAACGCUGGCUACAGUGUGAUGACCUGACGCAAAAGCUGGCAAACCUGCUCAACGAGUUCAUGGCCUCAGAAGAGCACCGCACCAGAAAGCCUGGCCCAAAGUCCUUUCUGGUGAAACCAGCCUACGAGCCGGAUGGCAGCACGACGCUGGAAGCACCUUUCAACCUCAACCGGUGGCUCGAAAAACACAGGGCUCAGCUGGACCAAGAAAGCGGCAAGAGAGAUCUGUUCGGGCAGGGCCACCAGACAACCAUGGUGGUGCUUGGCAACGGAACCCACGGGACGCAGUGCCCCGGCACGGAGACCUUUCUCUGGCAACUCAAAGGAUCGGCCAGUGUCACCAUAGCUGGCAGAGCAUUCACCCUGGCCGAGAAUGACACGCUGCUCGUGCCCACGCCCGGCAACUACACACUUGUGAACCAGCCCGGUGGACGCACUCUCGCUACCAGCAUGCCACCAAAGCGCACCUUAUAACACACAACCAUCACUACAUAACGGUCAUUGCCCUGCGAUGGCCACUAGCUGUGCCAUCCACCAUGUGUGUCAAAGUUGUAGAAGUAGCUGCAGUCAUUCCACAAAUACACCGAUUGAAUGAGGUGAACGACACUCCUUCUUGUCUACUCUGCAUUUCAGAUGCUGCCGUACUAGAACGUGCAAUCUUGCUAGCAAACGCCUCAUUAAUAUUCAACGGUGAAUUCACAUUUCUCUUAUCAUCUUCACGUCCAAGUUUCGCGAAUGACAUGGCCACUAUAAAGCUUUAGGCAGCUAUUCUACGUAUUACUGUCCUGUCAACCCGCAGGUGUUGUCACGAAAUUGUGUUAUGUGAACACAAUGUACUGUGGAAAUGCAUGUUACGUGAAGCAUGCCAAAUCUGGCAGGCUAUCACAUAUCAUUCAGAGUUCUGCAAAGCCUUAUAUGAUGGGUGAACAUGCUUCACACAAAACAAAUUGUCCCUGUAAAAAGUGUAAUCCUAGAAUAGCACCAGAGUAGACAGUACAAACUACCUUUUGUGCAACCACACUAUGUUUUCUUUUUAUGUAGAAAUCUCGCAUUUUGAAUGACCUUGACGAAGCAAAUACAGAAGGUUUAAAGGCUGUGAAAGAAGAACUUAUCAACCCAUUGGCGAUGCACUAUGGCAAGAAUAUAUUUACUUUUUUAGAAGUUACAGUUUAGAAUUAAUUUCUAAGCCCCACGUCCCCUUGGCAGCAUUUUUUCAGCAGGUACAUUAUUUGAACGCGACAGUC